Messenger RNA from Candoia aspera, 399 nucleotides. Its product is annotated as microtubule-associated proteins 1A/1B light chain 3A-like. Bases 1 to 399 code for a protein of 132 amino acids. Gene Ontology annotation, biological process: cellular response to nitrogen starvation; autophagy of mitochondrion; autophagosome maturation. Gene Ontology annotation, cellular component: autophagosome membrane; autophagosome; cytosol. The record is from RefSeq and is a predicted model, not a curated record. Lineage: Eukaryota; Metazoa; Chordata; Lepidosauria; Squamata; Candoiidae. The transcript has 4 exons. Gene Ontology annotation, molecular function: ubiquitin protein ligase binding.
AUGCAAAGAAACCAGCGUGAAAGCCAUCCCUUCAAGGAGAGGAAAAGUUUUGCAACUCGGAUACGUGAGACAACAGAAAUUCGGGAAAAGUAUCCCAACAAGAUUCCGGUGGUGGUGGAACGUUACAGGAAGGAGAAGACUCUUCCCCAGUUGGAUCGGAUCAAGUUUUUGGUUUCUCCAGAUAUAUCCAUGUCUCAGUUUGUUUUCACUCUGAGAACCCGGCUGUCCCUCACAGCUACACAAGCCUUCUACUUGCUUGUGAACAAUCAAACCCUGCCCUGUCCUAGUCUGACUAUUUUGGAGAUCUACAAUGACAACAAGGAUGAAGAUGGCUUCCUCUACAUGACCUAUGCUUCUCAAGAGAUGUUUGGCGCAGGUGCCUCUUCCAAGCACCAAUGA